GUUAUUUCCUGGUACGAAAAGGGUGCGUUUGUUGCAAGUUUUAUCUUUUUAAAAGCUGAACUAUUACGAUGUGCAACGGCUGCGUGCAUAAACAGUAUCCAGACAGGGGUAACACAUGUCUGGAGAAUGGCUCGUACCUGAUGAACUACCAGGGCUGUGCUAACUGUCAUCAGAGAGAUUUUGUGCUCAUCAGCAACAAGAGCACGGAGGAUGAGGAUGGAGAGGAGAUAGUCACAUACGACCACAUCUGCAAAAACUGUGAGCAUGUGAUCGCCCGGCAUGAGUACACGUUCUCUGUAGUGGAGGAAUAUCAGGAGUACACCAUGUUGUGCCUGCUGUGUGGGAAAGCAGAGGACUCGAUCAGUGUGCUGCCAGAUGACCCCCGGCAAUCGGCUCUUUUCUAAACCUGCAAAACACCUACUACAACAACCUACUAUAUAUCUAUAUAUUUUUUAGACUAAAGCUAGAACAGUGAUGUGCAGUCAGGGGAGGCAGGUGGGCCAUAUGGGGCGACAGUAACUCAGUUGGUAGAGUGUUUGUCCACUGAUCCGAAGGUUGGCGGUUCAAAUCCUGCUCUCAACAUAAACAUCAUUGGUUGAGUGGUCAGAUCCACUGAUCCAUAGGUUGGCAGUGCGAUUCUAACACAGAUGAAUGCUGUCAUUGUGUCCUUGGGCAAGACACUUAACCCACCUUGCCCUCAGUGUCUGCGUACACUGGUGUGUGAAUGGGUGAGUGGUUCCUUGUUGUAAAGUGCUUUGAGUGCCUUGAAGGUAGAAAAGCGCUAUAGAAAAAUGUGACCAUUUACUAUACCUCAUCUAUUAUCACAGAGAAAAAAAAAUGAAAUGGUCAAGUUUAGCAAUCCGUUCACUUUUUUCUUCUUGUCUGCCCCUACUUUUUAAAUGGAGGAAUAUUGCAUAUUAAAGCUCAAGCAGUUUUCUAAACUUGACUUUCGGCUGAAGCAGGAGGUUAUAAUUAAAGGGAGAACAAGACUGGAGCUAAAGGGUUUGCUCCAGACUAUGGGACAAAAGACUGUGGGCGACAGUGGCUCAGUGGUUAGAGUGUUGGUCCCCCAACCCGAAGGUUGGAGGAUCGAGUCUGGCUCAGACCAAGUUCUGUCGUUGUGUCCUUAGGCAAGACACUUCACCCACAUUGCCUAGUAUGAAAGUGGUGUGUGCGUGAAUGAUAGGUGGUGGUCGGAGGGGCCGAUGGCGUCAGUCUGCCCCAGGGCAGCUGUGGCUACAAUAGUAGCUUACCAUCACCAAGUGUGGAAAUGAAUAAUGACUGUAGUGUAGAGCUUUGAGAGGCUUUGAAAAAGUGCAUUAUUUACUCACGCAGAGUGGUAUGAAAUGGUAACAAAUGUAAUGACUUCAAUCCAUUGAAAAUUGGGGAACUAGAAUAAGGAUAAAAAACACAAAAGCAGCUUGCUUUUUAUUUCAUACUAUUUGAGCCAUUUCAUACAGACUUCGGAAUUUUUUUUUUUUGCUGUUCUUUUUUAUUCUGGCCCCAAAUCACUUACUAGAAGAGAUAUUGGCCCAGGGCCAAAUUUACUUGCCUUCACGUGGUUUACAUGUUUGUAAAUCUGAUUGUGAUGACAUCACUGCACGUCACUGUGCUAGAACUACAAUAAAGGCUCUUAUGAAAACUCACUCCCAAGCAUGAUUUGUGCUACUACAUUUUUAUUAAAUAUUCCCACAAAUGGCCUCACAGAGUGAAGGCUGUGGGUUUGACUCCUGAGCAGGCCGUUCUUUGCAUGUUCUCUCUGUGUCUGGGUGGCUUUCCUCCAGGGACUCCAGUUUUGCAGUUGAUACUUUGCAGCCAAUUUCCUCAAAAUUCCUUGGAGGUGUGAUGCUAACUCUAGGCAUGUUCUGUCUGAGGCUUUAUUUUGACACAGUCUGACCACAAACAACUGACUUAGUGCAAACAGUUUAAAAUGUUCUAUUUUAUACAUUUUUAAGACUGGAAAAAUUAAGUACAGCGCCUAUAAGAAUACUGUCUCACACUUUACUGAUGGCAAAUGUUGAAAUAAAAACUGGAUUUGGAGGAAAGAACCACACAACCGAAGUGGUCUAAAUGAUGUAUUUUCAGAAGCAGUUAAUAAAAAUACAGAUGCCUCGCCUGGUUUGUACAAAUGAAGAAAUAACCAAACAAUAAAAAUCAUAGUGGUGACAUCAUGC
Messenger RNA from Periophthalmus magnuspinnatus, 2174 nucleotides. RefSeq names its product churchill domain containing 1 (gene churc1). Gene Ontology annotation, molecular function: zinc ion binding. The coding region runs from base 69 to 404 and encodes 111 amino acids. Gene Ontology annotation, biological process: fibroblast growth factor receptor signaling pathway; positive regulation of DNA-templated transcription; multicellular organism development. NCBI's taxonomy places the organism in Eukaryota, Metazoa, Chordata, Actinopteri, Gobiiformes, Gobiidae. The transcript has 4 exons. The record is from RefSeq and is a predicted model, not a curated record.